AUGACGCCAAAUAUUACAGACGUCGAAGAAGAAAAACGCCAUUUUUCCAAUGUCGUAGCAACAUUUCACAAGUAUACUCAAUAUUCGGUGUCAAAUAAUAGACGUAGAAGAGAUCUUUAUACUCUUCCAAAGGCUGACCAGGACCUUCUCGCUUCAUUGGGAUACAAAGAAAAAUUAAACCUUGUCGACGAUGCCAUUUUAGCAAAUGCCGCGUUCCUCAACCAGAUCGUCGCUAAUCCAGAGAUAUUCGGGCACGAUAUGGACGAUGAAGACGGCACUGUAGGAUUCCCAGAACCAGUAGGUCACUCGCAUUCACACGAUACAGACCAUGCGCAUGCGCAUUCACAUUCACAUUCACACGGUCCACAUAGCGGCUUCCAUUCUAAGCCGAAACCAUAUAAGCCAUCGGAUUUUGAUAUGGAUAAGUUAAGGAGUACCCUCAAGCAGUUUGUGCGCGAUUGGAGCGAAGAGGGAAAGGAAGAACGAGAGGCGUGCUAUGGCCCCAUGAAAGACGCGCUGUUGAAGCAUUUCGCUAGCUCCUCGGACGAAGAAAGGAAGAAGCUGCGGGUUCUUAUUCCUGGCGCAGGGUUGGGCCGACUUGCCUAUGACGUCGCCAAGUUAGGCUUCGCAUGUCAAGGCAAUGAAUUCUCUCACUACAUGCUCCUGGCAUCAUUCUUCAUUCUCAACAGAACGGACGAGAUCAAAAAAUACAAAAUAUACCCAUAUGUACACUCGUUCUCUAACGUCUGUUCCCGAUCAACGAUGUUGCGCGCGAUAUCGAUACCUGACGUGCUUCCAUCGGACCUUCCGCCGGGCUCUGACUUCUCUCUCGUCGCAGGAGACUUUGAAGAAAUAUACGGUAACGAAGACGAUGGAGGAGAAGAACCACAUUCGGGACAAUGGAACGCAAUCCUGACGUGUUUUUUUAUUGAUACGGCCAAAAAUAUCGUAAACUACUUGCGUAUCAUCCAUCGUAUUCUAGCUCCAGGAGGGGUGUGGAUAAACCUUGGACCGUUGUUGUGGCAUUUCGAGAACAACAACACUAAUGACCCGUCAGUCGAGCUUGACCUAGAAGAAGUCAAAGCAUUGGCGCGUACCAUUGGAUUCGAACUCAGAAACGAGAGCACUGUCGACACGACGUACACGAACAAUUCCGAAGGAAUGCUGGGCUACGUGUAUCAUGCCGCAUUCUGGACUGCCACGAAGAUAAAGGCGGAAUAA
This is a messenger RNA of Desarmillaria tabescens, 1221 nucleotides long. Its product is annotated as N2227-like protein-domain-containing protein. The coding region runs from base 1 to 1221 and encodes 406 amino acids. The record is from RefSeq and is a predicted model, not a curated record. Lineage: Eukaryota; Fungi; Basidiomycota; Agaricomycetes; Agaricales; Physalacriaceae. Gene Ontology annotation, molecular function: S-adenosylmethionine-dependent methyltransferase activity. The transcript has 11 exons.